CCGAGAACAAUGCCCGUCCUCUCCGCGCGCAGAAGGGAGUUGGCGGACCACGCGGGGUCGGGGCGACGGAGCGGGCCCAGCCCCGCGGCCGGGUCGGGGCCCCACGUCUCGGCUCUGAGAGCCCAGCCAGCCCGGGCCGCGCACCUGUCAGGUCGGGGAACCUACGUGCGCCGCGACACGGCGGGAGGCGGGCCGGGCCGGGCCCGUCCCCUCGACCCUCCCGGAACUAGUCUCCGAGGCCGCGGCGCCCACCGGAGCGGAGAGGGCUGGUGUCCCGGAGCCUUCGAGUCGGGGGCUAGAGCGGCCAGGCCUCCGAGCCGGGUCGAGCCGCGGCUCGCGACGCCUGCGUCACGCGAGGGGGCGGGGCCGCCACGGGCGGAGGUCGCAGCCGGAAGCGGAAGAAGCGCUCGGAGCGGGGAGUGGGGCCUAGCUGCAGCCGGAGCCUGGGAGACGAUGCAUCACUGUAAGCGAUACCGCUCCCCUGAACCAGACCCGUACCUGAGCUACCGAUGGAAGAGGAGGAGGUCCUACAGUCGGGAACAUGAAGGGAGACUGCGAUACCCGUCCCGAAGGGAGCCUCCCCCACGGAGAUCUCGGUCCAGAAGCCAUGACCGCCUGCCCUACCAGAGGAGGUACCGGGAGCGCCGUGACAGCGAUACAUACCGGUGUGAAGAGCGGAGCCCAUCCUUUGGAGAGGACUACUAUGGAUCUUCACGUUCUCGUCAUCGUCGGCGAUCGCGGGAGAGGGGGCCAUACCGGACUCGCAAGCACGCCCACCACUGCCACAAACGCCGCACCAGGUCUUGUAGCAGCGCCUCCUCGAGAAGCCAACAGAGCAGUAAGCGCAGCAGCCGGAGUGUGGAAGAUGACAAGGAGGGUCACCUGGUGUGCCGGAUCGGCGAUUGGCUCCAAGAGCGAUAUGAGAUUGUGGGGAACCUGGGUGAAGGCACCUUUGGCAAGGUGGUGGAGUGCUUGGACCAUGCCAGAGGGAAGUCUCAGGUUGCCCUGAAGAUCAUCCGCAAUGUGGGCAAGUACCGGGAGGCUGCCCGGCUAGAAAUCAACGUGCUCAAAAAAAUCAAGGAGAAGGACAAAGAAAACAAGUUCCUGUGCGUCUUGAUGUCUGACUGGUUCAACUUCCAUGGUCACAUGUGCAUCGCCUUUGAGCUCCUGGGCAAGAACACCUUUGAGUUCCUGAAGGAGAAUAACUUCCAGCCUUACCCCCUACCACAUGUCCGGCACAUGGCCUACCAGCUCUGCCACGCCCUUAGAUUUCUGCAUGAGAAUCAGCUGACCCAUACAGACUUGAAGCCAGAGAACAUCCUGUUUGUGAAUUCUGAGUUUGAAACCCUCUACAAUGAACACAAGAGCUGUGAGGAGAAGUCAGUGAAGAACACCAGCAUCCGAGUGGCUGACUUUGGCAGUGCCACCUUUGACCAUGAGCAUCACACAACCAUUGUGGCCACCCGUCACUAUCGCCCACCUGAGGUGAUCCUUGAGCUGGGCUGGGCACAGCCCUGUGACGUCUGGAGCAUUGGCUGCAUUCUCUUUGAGUACUACCGGGGCUUCACACUCUUCCAGACCCACGAAAACCGAGAGCAUCUGGUGAUGAUGGAGAAGAUCCUAGGGCCCAUCCCAUCACACAUGAUCCACCGUACCAGGAAGCAGAAAUAUUUCUACAAAGGGGGCCUAGUUUGGGAUGAGAACAGCUCUGAUGGCCGGUAUGUGAAGGAGAACUGCAAACCUCUGAAGAGUUAUAUGCUCCAAGACUCCCUGGAGCACGUGCAGCUGUUUGACCUGAUGAGGAGGAUGUUAGAAUUUGACCCUGCCCAGCGCAUCACACUGGCCGAGGCCCUGCUGCACCCCUUCUUUGCUGGCCUGACCCCUGAGGAGCGGUCCUUCCACACCAGCCGCAACCCAAGCAGAUGACAGGCGCAGGCCACGGCAUGAGGAGAUGGAGGGCGGGACUGGGCCGCCCAGCCCCUUGACUCCAGCCUCGACCACCAGGCCCCAGGCCAGAGCCACCCAAUGAACAGUGCAAUGUGAAGGAAGGCAGGAGCCUGCAGGGGAGCAGACUUGGUGCCCAGCUGCCAGAAAGCACAGAUUUGACCCAAGCUAUUUAUAUGUUGUAAAGUUAUAAUAAAGUGUUUCUUACUGUUUGUAACCCCUGGUACCAGUGUGUCCAUCUCCAGGCUCCUUGCCUUCCCCUUACCUGACCUUAUUAAUAAAGUCUUUCUUAGCAGUUCA
Messenger RNA from Cercocebus atys (sooty mangabey), 2244 nucleotides. RefSeq names its product CDC-like kinase 3 (gene CLK3). Gene Ontology annotation, molecular function: ATP binding; protein kinase activity. Bases 10 to 1926 code for a protein of 638 amino acids. NCBI's taxonomy places the organism in Eukaryota, Metazoa, Chordata, Mammalia, Primates, Cercopithecidae. The transcript is spliced from 13 exons. Gene Ontology annotation, biological process: protein phosphorylation. The record is from RefSeq and is a predicted model, not a curated record.